AUGGGUUUAUCUAUCCCAACACCUCGCGUUAAUAUAUGCAUCCCCCCUCCAACUGUGUUUGCUUCUUCUUUCACAUUGCUUUUAGCUCACCGUCAUACUCGGCCUUUCAUCUUCACGUUGAAUCCACAUCAGUUUGACAGCCACACUAACGAGCCUCUAGCAAAUAUGGAACCAAGAAACGGGAUCAUCGAUGCAUAUGCUAUUCUGGGCAUUACCCAGGAUGCGAGCAUCAAGGACAUCAAUGUUGCCUACAAACGUCUCGCAUUGAAAUUUCAUCCUGACAAGGCCGGGAGUGAUGGAAAGGCAAUUUCGCGGUUCCAAUCUCUUCAAGAUGCCGUUGAAGUCCUUCGUGACCCAUCCCGCCGCUCAGAACUUGACAGAUCCUUGUGCUCGAAGGGCAAACGACCCCGAGCUUGGUAUGCCCCCCAGAGCGGGUCGUACUAUACACCCAAUGCCGGGACUCAACGGCCAUCAAAGAGACAGCGUGACCCCCAUGACUCUCCAUACAACGUUCCGCGAAGGGAGGGCAAAGUCUUCUCCACGGAAGACAUUAACGACAUACUGAAGGGGUGCCAGGACAAUGUACACGCUUCUGGGGGCAGGUCUACCUCCACUCGCUACAUGUACAGUUUUGGGAACAGUGUGCAUAUGGACCCUGAAUCCGAAGAAUCCAAGGCCAGCAAAGCAAAGUAUCGAGCAGAGAACGCCCAAUGGGAACAAGAAUGGGCGGGCAUCGAUCCAGAAGUGGAGGAGGCGCGAGCAGAGGUCGAGAAGGCACGAGCAGAGUCUCGCAAACAGGCUAUGCGAGAUCGAGUGGCCCGCGAUGAGAAGGAGCAAGUGGAGAUUGAUGAGAUGGAAAUCAAAAAGGAUGCACCACCUGUUGAUAGCCCUGCCAAUUCGCCUGACAAGACCCCCGUCAAUCCCCCUGUGAAUACUGCCAAACCCGCCGUCGAUCCUUUCGACCAGGCCAUUCAAAAUGCGGUGAAUGGAAUUCAACUCUGUGCUGGGUUCUGGGAUUAUGCCAGAGGGGUGGCUCCCCAUCCUGAAGAAAACAUCAAAAAUGGCAUCGCUACGGCAUUGGGUGGCUUUGGUCACUACGAGCAUGCCAGAGACCCAAAGAGCAAGUUGUUGGACAACAGCAAGCCCGACAAUAACAAAGAGAGCUCCAACAACUCGAAGGGCGCGACAAAUAUUCUCCCAUUUGUUGACGAUGUGUCAACAAGCAACUCGGAUAUCUCUUCGGAUAGCUCCUCGGAAAGUUCUUCGGUCAGCAGCAGCUCGGCUCGAAGCCACAAGGCGAGUGGUCAUUCCAUCAAUUCUACUGUUGGCGGGCCCCCACACAGCUCCUCUCCGGCUGAGCUUUACCCUUGUGACCAGGACCCAAUGCCUGAGCCAUUGAAUGCUCACAAUUUUGCCGAAGGAUUGAAGAAUAAUUGUGUUGGGCAUGAAUCGAGCCUGGGCUCUUUGGCUCCACUGUUCGAGCAAAGGCUUGCCGACCCGUUGGGGCGCUAUUCGGUCGAUGAUCUGGCCUUGGAUCUCAAUGGGAUGAUACUUGAGAGUUAUGCUAGCUGGUUAGAGGAUGUCCGACUUUCAAUUCCUCGCGCUUCCCCUGCACCUGUUCGAAGCACCCCGGAAGCCUGUUCUCAUCUUGGCGGAUGGUUCAAGAAAUAUGGUUGCACCCAGUGUGACACUUGCCAUUCCUGGAUGCCUCUUUUUCUUCUCGUCUGCCCCAAAUGUGGUAUCAGUGGUUGUACCCGUUGCAAGUUUGUAUCUGACCGCCAUUGA
This is a messenger RNA of Penicillium salamii, 1785 nucleotides long. The record is from the annotation of a GenBank genome assembly. NCBI's taxonomy places the organism in Eukaryota, Fungi, Ascomycota, Eurotiomycetes, Eurotiales, Aspergillaceae.